GGUUGUGACUCAGUUGGAGCUGGAAAUCUUAGCUCCCUCAUCGCCGGCCUGUGUUUUGAUGCCUUCACAACAGCAGCGGCAUCGGCAUCAGCGGUGCUCCUCUGACGCACCAUCCGAGGAUGAGCAUCCUUCCUGCGGGCUGACUCCCUCGACAUCCUCUUCACCCCUCGCCUCCUCUGUUCUUGCUUUCGCUUCAGCUUUUUGCUGCAAGUGCUCUGCGUGCUUUCUGACGGCGAGGAUUUGCGCACUCUUGGCUGGGAAUUUACUUGGAGAGUCACCAUCAUCACCGACCCCCCUCUUCUUCUUCUUGGUGUUUUUUGGCGGGUUGGAUGGGGGGGCAUUCCUGCUAGAUAAGAGUUUCAAAGAUGAGGAGAACAUCGCUGGGAUUGGAAUAAUCUACUCCUCCAGAGUGCAUCCACUUGUCGUCGUCUCCCCACUGCGGGGGCUGCUGCGGAUUUUAGCGCCUGCUCUCUCUCCUUGUCAACUGGGGGCCGGCGGGCGGGUGGCCGGGGGGGUGGCAGCGAACCAUCCCGCACCAGGACCAAACCCCGAGCUGAGUCGGCGAUGGCCCCCCUGUGACACGGCGGCGGGAUCCUCGUAGCAUGGCCCCAGCCCGGCGGGAGCGCAGCGGCCGGGAGAUGCUCCUCCUGGCGGUGGCGGGCAGCCUGCUCCUGGGCGCCGCGCUGCUGCAGCCGGCGCUCGCCAAGGUGUGCAACGACCGCACCAAGCGCGGACAGGACAACAGCUGGUUCGCCCGGGACGGCGAGGAUUUGCCGAUCAUGGUGCUCAUGCCCAUGAACGAGUCGGCGCUGAUGAGCAGCAUCAGCCAGGGGAUCGAACCUGCGGUGCAGCUGGCCAUCCAGCACAUGAGGGAGUCCAGGAAGUACUCGUUCUCCCUCAUCACCAAAAUCUACGACACUGAGUGCGACAACGCCAAGGGCCUGAGGGCUUUCUUCGACGCCAUCUGCUACGGCCCCAAACACCUGAUGAUCUUCGGCGGCGUGUGCCCCUCGGUCACCUCAAUCAUCGCCGAGUCCUUGGAGGGCUGGAACCUGGUGCAGCUGUCCUUCGCGGCGACCACGCCCGUCUUGGCGGACAAGAAAAAGUACCCCAACUUCUUUCGCACGGUGCCGUCGGACAACGCGGUCAACCCGGCGGUGGUCAAGUUCCUCAACUACUACAACUGGAGCCGCGUGGGGACGCUCACUCAGGACGUGCAGCGCUUCUCUGAGGUGAGGAACGACCUGACGAGCGAGUUGGAGAAGGCCGACAUCCAGAUCGCCGAUACGGAAAGUUUCUCCAACGACCCGUGCAUCAACGUGAAGAAGCUCAAGGACAACGACGUGAGAAUUAUCAUCGGGCAGUUUGACGAGAACUUGGCCUCUAAAGUCUUCUGCUGUGCGUACAACCUGAACAUGUUUGGAAGCAAGUACCAGUGGAUCAUUCCUGGCUGGUACCAGGGCAACUGGUGGGAACAAGCCAACAGCACCAACUGCACCACCAAGAAGCUGCUGGUCGCCAUGGAAGGUUACAUCAGCGUGGACUUUGAGCCGCUCAGCGCUCGCCAGAUCAAAGGCAUCUCGGGCAGGACGCCAAAGGAGUACGAGAGGGAGUACAGCCGGGAGCUUCGCCAGAAAGGGGUGGAGCCCAGCAAAUUCCACGGCUUCGCCUACGACGGCAUCUGGGUCAUCGCCAAGACCCUGACCCGGGUCAUGGACCUGCUGCGUGUCAAGCAGCGGCAAAACCACUACCACAACUUCACGGUGGACGACCACGAGGUGGGCAAGAUGGUGCUGGACGUCAUGAACGAGACCAACUUCUUUGGCGUGACGGGCCAGGUCAUGUUUCGCAACGGGGAGCGCAUGGGCACCAUCAAGUUCAACCAGUUUCAAGAGGGUCAGGAGGUGAAGGUGGGGGAAUACAACGCCAUCGCCGACGUGCUCGACCUCAUCAACAACUCCAUACGCUUCCAAGGCAUGGAGCCGCCCAAAGAUCGCACAAUCGUGCGUAAGGAGCGGCGGCACAUCAACGUUCCGCUCUACAGCAUCCUGUCCACCAUCACCAUCCUGGGCAUGCUCAUGGCCGGGGCCUUCCUCUUCUUCAACAUCAAGAACCGCAACCACCGACUGAUCAAGAUGUCCAGUCCCUACAUGAACAACCUCAUCAUCUUAGGAGGCCUGCUCUCCUACGCCUCCAUCUUCCUCUUCGGCCUGGACGGAGGCUUCGUGUCGGACAAAGAGUUCGAGACUCUCUGCACGGUGCGGACGUGGAUCCUCAUCGUCGGCUACACCACGGCCUUCGGCGCCAUGUUCGCCAAGACCUGGAGGGUGCACGCCAUCUUUAAAAAUGUCAAGAUGAAGAAGAAGAUCAUCAAGGACCAGAAGCUGCUGAUCAUCGUCGGCGGCAUGCUGCUCAUCGACUUGUGCAUCCUCAUUUGCUGGCAGAUUGUGGACCCGCUGAAGAGGACCGUGGAAGAGUACAGCCUGGAGCCGGACCCUCACGACCGAGACCUGGCCAUCCGUCCCUUCCUGGAGCACUGCGAGAACACCUACAUGAGCAUCUGGCUGGGCAUCGUCUACGCCUACAAGGGCCUGCUGAUGUUGUUCGGCUGCUUCCUGGCCUGGGAGACGCGCAACGUCAGCAUCCCCGCCCUCAACGACAGCAAGUACAUCGGCAUGAGCGUCUACAACGUGGGCAUCAUGUGCAUCAUCGGCGCCGCCGUCUCCUUCCUGACCCGCGACCAGCCCAACGUGCAGUUCUGCAUCGUGGCGCUGGUCAUCAUCUUCUGCAGCACCAUCACGCUCUGCCUGGUCUUUGUCCCCAAGUUCGUCUCCAUGAGGACCAACCCCGACGCCGCCACGCAGAACCGCCGGCUGAAGUUCACCCAGAACCAGAAGAAGGAGGACUCCAAGACCUCCACCUCCGUCACCAGCGUCAACCAGGCCAACACCUCCAGGCUGGACGCCCUGCAGACCGACAACCACCGCCUGCGCAUGAGGAUCACUGAGCUGGACAAAGAACUGGAGGAAGUGACCAUGCAGCUGCAGGACACGCCGGAGAAGACUCCCUACAUCAAACAGAACCACUACCCCGACGCCAACAACAUCCUCAGCAUACGCAACUUCACCGACAGCAAAGACGCUGACAGGAGCCUCCUGAAGAACCAUCUGGAGCAAAAACCUCAGGGCCAGUGGGGCUCCAUGGAUCCUUCCAGAAUAACUCGCGGCCCCUUGGAGGACAUCAACUCCCCUGAACACAUCCAGCGCCGGCUGUCCCUGCAGCUGCCCAUCCUGCACCACGCCUACUUGCCCUCCAUAGGGGGCGUAGAUGCCAGCUGCACGAGCCCCAACGACAGCCCCGGCUCCAGCCCGCGCCACAGACACAUGCCCCCCUCCUACCGGGUCAUGGUGUCAGGCCUGUGAGCUUCACCGGACCGCCGGCAAGACCCCGCCCCUCUCGACCACGCCGACCCCCCCCCCCCCCCAAUACACACACCACUGUCUCUUCUUGCCAAGGAGAGCCACGGCUGUUUUUUCUAGGACGAGACGGACUGAGAGCAUCAGCAACACGGAGGACGUUACUGUACAUCUGCACCGCCCCCAGGAGUGGGAGGAGCCUGGCUUCCCCUGAGCCACGCCCACCUCCGCCAGCAACAACCAAGCCUUAGCCGCUCCUCUUGUCGCACGUCAGACAUGUAAAUACCAUUCCAGACUUUUGGCUUCGUGGCGGCGGCGGCGGCGGUUUGGGGCGAUCCCACCAAAGCACACGCCACUCGAUGUUUUUCCACCGCCGCUUAGCCUCACUGCUCAUUGGAUCGGACUUUCGCGAGUGUGUGUGUGUGCGUGUGUGUGUGUGUGUUUGUGUGUGCGUGCACAAAAUACAAGAUGGCGUGAGUGAUCAUAUUGAUCGAGUCGGAAAGGAUGUAGGUCGACCACUUCCGCACUUGACCUGAAUUUCCACGAGUGGACGAGCGGCGAGGAUUGUGGGCGGAGCAUAAAGCACAUGCAGCAGCGCCCCCGACACCCCCCCCCCCCCCUCCCCCCCCUGCUGGCCGUACAAUGCCACGUCACGCCCAGCCUCCGUUGCCAUGGAAAUGUAACGCCGGCCCGUGCGGUCGCCGACCACACGACGUUUAGUUUGUGUUUUUUUUUACGUUGCUUCGGGAGAGCGAAGGACGCUUGUUGUUUUUUCUCACCAUCAGUGUCUUGGUUUUUAGUUUUGUAAAGAGGCGUCCGUCCAGCGCUGUGCCUGUCGUCGCCGAGUCCACGUCCUCACCUUCCCUUCUCCUCCCUUUCUCACGCCUCCAUGCACGGCGUGGGACCAAACCGCCGGUCACAACAAAAGAACCGGACCGAAAAACUUUGAGGCCCCUCGCUAGGCCCCGCCCACUGGAGCCAGGGAGACACCCGAGUGAGAACCGGGGUCCAAAGCCAGAAGGAAAACCACAUUUUCUAUCGUGACUUCAUGGUGAUCGUGUUCAAGUAGGUGGGCGUCGACCUCUUGUUGUCACGGGGAUGGUGUUCCCGAGGGCGUGUCCUUCGCACUUCUUUGCACGCGCUCUUUGCGUCCACACGGGGUUUCCCAAACCUUUCCAUCUUUCAGUGUUUCCAUGCCUUCAUUUAAAGCUCGCCCGCUCCGCCAGAGCAUAAGAGGACAGAGCAGGAGGGAUCAGUGGGCCCAAAUUUGCGACUUACUACCAUUCUUCUCACGGACCAGCUGUGGGCCCCUCCCACAUUGCUGGUCAUGUGACAGAACAAACCGAAGAAAUUAUAUUUCUAAUCCCACUCAUCACACUUUUGAAUGAUCGAUUAAUCGUGAUUAAUUAUUUGUUGCUCAUUUACUUGUAACGCUCUUCUCAAAAAACUGUUUUGUUUUAUGAUCUUAUUUUGAUGAUUAAUCACAUGAGUUAAUGCGUUACAUUUGACAACCCUCGUUUAUACUUAAUUAAUGUGAUAUUAUUCUGUGAUUAAUCACGAGUUAAUCCAUUAAAUUUGACAGCCGUGGUUUAUACAAGAUUAACUUGGUAUUCUUUGCAUAAUUCACAUGAGUUAAUGCAUUCAAUUUGACAGCCCUCGUUUAUACUUAAUUAAUAUGAUAUUAUUCUGUGAUUAAUCAUGAGUUAUUCCUUUAAAUUUGACAGCCCUUAUUUCUACUUAAUUUAUGCAAUAUUAUUCUGUGAUUAAUCAUGAGUUAAUGCAUUAAAUUGGACAGCCCUUCGUUUACACUUAGUUAUUGCAAUAUUAUUCUAUAGAAUAAUAUUAAUAUUAUAUAUCAAUCACAAGCUAAUGCAUUAAAUUUGACAGCCGUGGUUUAUUCCUAAUUGAUGCGAUAUUAUUCAGUGAUUAAUCAUGAGUUAAUCCUUUAAAUUUUACAACCCUUGUUGUUAAUUAAUGCAAUAUAAUUCUGUGAUUAAUCAUGAGUUAAUGCAUUAAAUUUGACAGCCCUCGUUUAUGCUUAAUUAAUGCAAUAUUAUUCUGUGAUGUAUCACAAGUUAACGCAUUGUAUUUUACAGCCCUCGUUAUACUUAAUUAAUGCGAUAUUAUUCUGUGAUUAAUCACGAGUUAAUCCUUUAAAUUAGACAGCCCUUGUUUACACUUAAUUAAUGCAAUAUUAUUCUGUGAUUAAACACAAGUUAAUGCAUGAAAUUUGACAGUUUUUGUUCAUACCUAAUUCAUGCGAUAUUCUGUGAUUAAUCACAUGAGUUAAUGUAUAAAAUUUGACAGUCCUUGUUUAUGCUUAAUUAAUGCAAUAUUAUUCUGUGAUUAAUCACGAGUUAAUCCUUUAAAUUAGACAGCCCUUGUUUACACUUAAUUAAUGCAAUAUUAUUCUGUGAUUAAACACAAGUUAAUGCAUUAAAUUUGACAGUUUUUGUUCAUACCUAAUUUAUGCGAUAUUCUGUGAUUAAUCACGUGACUUAAUGUAUAAAAUUUGACAGUCUUUGUUUAUGCUUAAUUAAUGCAAUAUUAUUCUGUGAUUAAUCACAAGUUAACGCAUUAAAUUUUACAGCCCUCGUUUAUACUUAAUUAAUGUGAUAUAAUUCUGUGAUUAAUCACGAGUUAAUCCUUGAAAUUAGACAGCCCUUGUUUACACUUAAUUAAUGCAAUAUUAUUCUGUGAUUAAUCACAAAUUAAUGCAUUAAUUUUGACAGCCGUGGUUUAUUCCUAAUUGAUGUGAUAUUAUUCUGUGAUUAAUCAUGGGUUAAUACUUUAAAUUUUACAACCCUUGUUGUUAAUUAAUGCGAUAUAAUUCUGUGAUUAAUCAUGAGUUAAUGCAUUAAAUUUGACAGCCCUCGUUUAUACUUAAUUAAUGCAAUAUUAUUCUGUGAUUAAUCACAAGUUAAUCCAUUAAAUUUGACAGCCCUCGUUUGUAUUUAAUUAAUGCGAUCUUAUUCUGUUAUUAAUCACAUGAAUUAAUGCAUUAAAUUUGACAGCCCUUGUUUACACUUAAUUAAUGCAAUAUUAUUCUGUGAUUAAUCACAAGUUAAUGCAUUAAUUUUGACAGCCGUGGUUUAUUCCUAAUUGAUGUGAUAUUAUUCUGUGAUUAAUCAUGGGUUAAUACUUUAAAUUUUAAAACCCUUGUUGUUAAUUAAUGCGAUAUAAUUCUGUGAUUAAUCAUGAGUUAAUGCAUUAAAUUUGACAGCCCUCGUUUAUACUUAAUUAAUGCAAUAUUUUUCUGUGAUUAAUCACGAGUUAAUCCAUUAAAUUUGACAGCCCUCGUUUGUAUUUAAUUAAUGCAAUCUUAUUCUGUUAUUAAUCACAUGAAUUAAUGCAUUACAUUUGACAGCCCUUGUUUACACUUAAUUAAUGCAAUAUUAUUCUGUGAUUAAUCACAAGUUAAUGCAUUAAAUUUGACAGCCGUGGUUUAUUCCUAAUUGAUGCGAUAUUCUGUGAUUAAUCAUGAGUUAAUCCUUAAAAUUUUACAACCCUUGUUUUAAAUGAAUGCGAUAUAAUUCUGUGAUUAAUCAUGAGUUAAUGCACUAAAUUUGACAGCCCUCGUUUAUACUUAAUUAAUGCAAUAUUUUUCUGCGAUUUAUAACGAGUUAACCCAUUAAAUUUAAUUAAUGCGAUCUUAUUCUUUUAUUAAUCACAUGAAUUAAAUUAAAUUUGACAGCCGUGGUUUAUACUUAAUUAAUGCAAUAUUAUUCUUUGAUUAAUCACGAGUUAAUAAUUAAAUUUGACAGCCGUGGUUUAUACAAGAUUAACUUGGUGUUUUUUGUAUAAUUCACAUGAGUUAAUGCAUUCAAUUUGACAGCUUUCGUUUAUACAUAAUUAAUGAAAUAUUAAUCUGUGAAUAAUCCCGAGUUAAUUCAUUAAAUUUGACAGCCAUGGUUUAUACAAGAUUAAUUUGGUAUUUUUUUGCGAAAUUCACAUGAGUUAAUGCAUUCAAUUUGACAGCCCUAGUUUAUACUUAAUUAAUAUAUUAUUCUGGGAUUAAUCAUGAGUUAUUCCUUUAAAUUUGACAGUCCUUGUUCAUAUUUAAUUAAUGCAGUAUUAUUCUGUGAUUAAUCACAUGAGUUAAUCCAUUUAAUUAUUCAAUUUGACAGCACUUAUUUCUACUUAAUGUAAAGGAUAUUAUUCUGAUUAAUCAUGAGUUAAUGCAUUAAAUUUGACAGCCCUUUUUUAUUUUUAAUUAAAGUGAUAUGAUUCUGUGAAUAAUCACAUAAAUUCAUGCAUUAAAUUUGACAGCCCUCGUUUAUACUUAAUUUAUGCGAUAUUAUUCUGUGAUUAGUCAUGAGUUAAUGCAAUAAAUUUGACAAUCCUCGUUUAUAAUUCAUGUGAUAUUAUGUGAUUAAUCACGAGUUAAUGUGUGUAAUUCACAUGAGUUCAUGCAUUAAAAAUGUCUCCCCGGUUUAUGGAUGAUUAAUGCACUAAUUAAUGGCUUUGACACAUGGUUAAUUGGAUGAUAUUUAGUGAUUAAUCACAUUACAUUUGACAUCUCAAUGUGAGAAUCUUGUGGGACUAAUCAUAUUAGUCAAGAAGUUGACAGCUGUAGUUACUAAUUAAUGUGAUAUUUGUGUGAUGAUCACAUGCAUUAAUUACUGCACUGGACCUGGCAACCCUAGUUUAGGUGUGAUGCAAUACGUUGACAGUUAAUACAUGAUUAAUGCCAUCAUUCUUGGGAUUAUUGCAUCAAAUCUAAUAUUCCUGCUUCAUACAUGAAUAAUGCAAUAUUGUGGGGUUAAUAAUGUCAUACACCUCCUUUAUACUUGAUAUAAUAUUUAGGUGGUGAUUAAUCGCUUGAGUUAUAGCAAUACAUAUGACAGCGCAUGAUUCAUGUGUUCAUCUUUUACAUUCAUUGCAAUAUUAGUGUGAUUAAUCCCUUGAUAUGUGAAUAAUGUGAUAAUAGUUGGUGAUUCAACACAUUCAGUUUCACAGCAUUAGUUUAUAGAUGAUUAAUGCAAUCAUUUCAGGGCGAUUAAUCGCUUAAAAUAAAGCAUUAAAAUGAGGAGCCCCAUUGAUUGACAGGAUCAUUUUUGGUGAUUAAUCACAUGAAUUAAUGCAUUCAAGCUGACAGCACUAGUUUAUACAUGAUUAAUGCAGUCAUUUGAGGGCGACUGAUCAAUUGAGUUAAUACAUUAAAUAUGACAGCCUCAGUUUAUACUUGAUUAAUGCGAUCAUUUUGGGUGAUUAAUCGCUUGAGUUAAUACAUUCAAUUUUAUAGCACUAAUUUUUACAUGAUUAAUGCAGUUAUUUGAGGGCGACUGAUCAAUUGAGUUAAUACAUUAAAUAUGACAGCCUCAGUUUAUACUUGAUUAAUGCGAUCAUUUGGUGGUGAUUAAUUAACUUAAUACAUUAAAUAUGACAGCCCUAGUUUAUACAUGAUUAAUGUAGUCAUUUGAGGGCGACUGAUCAAUUGAGUUAAUACAUUAAAUAUGACAGCCUCAGUUUAUACUUGAUUAAUGCGAUCAUUUUGGGUGAUUAAUCGCUUGAGUUAAUACAUUCAAUUUGAUAGCACUAAUUUUUACAUGAUUAAUGUAGUCAUUUGAGGGUGACUGAUCAAUUGAGUUAAUACAUUAAAUAUGACAGCCUCAGUUUAUACUUGAUUAAUGCGAUCAUUUUGGGUGAUUAAUCGCUUGAGUUAAUACAUUCAAUUUGACAGCCCUAGUUUAUACAUGAUUAAUGUAGUCAUUUGAGGGCGACUGAUCAAUUGAGUUAAUACAUUAAAUAUGACAGCCUCAGUUUAUACUUGAUUAAUGCGAUCAUUUUGGGUGAUUAAUCGCUUGAGUUAAUACAUUCAAUUUGACAGCCCUAGUUUAUACAUGAUUAAUGUAGUCAUUUGAGGGCGACUGAUCAAUUGAGUUAAUACAUUAGAUAUGACAGCCUCAGUUUAUACUUGAUUAAUGCGAUCAUUUUGGGUGAUUAAUUAACUUAAUACAUUAAAUAUGACAGCCCUAGUUUAUACAUGAUUAAUGUAGUCUUUUGAGGGCGACUGAACAAUUGAGUUAAUACAUUAAAUAUAACGGCCUCAGUUUAUACUUGAUUAAUGCGAUCAUUUCGAGUGAUUAAUCGCUUGAGUUAAUACAUUCAAUUUGAUAGCACUAAUUUUUACAUGAUUAAUGCAGUCAUUUGAGGGUGACUGAUCAAUUGAGUUAAUACAUCAAAUAUGACAGCCUCAGUUUAUACUUGAUUAAUGCGAUCAUUUUGGGGUGAUUAAUUAACUUAAUACAUUGAAUAUGAGAGCCCUUGUUUUUACAUGAUUAAUGCGAUCAUUUUGGGUGAUUAAUCACUUGCAUUAAUCCAUUAAAUAUGACAGCCUUAGUAUAUGCUUGAUUAACACCAUCAUUUUGGGUGGUUAAUUGCUCAAUUUAAAACAUACACUUUGACAGCUUUAGUAUACACUUGACUAAUGUGAUCAUUAUUAUUAUGAUCAUGAUUAAUGCGAUAAUUGAUCAUGAAUAAUGCGAUAAUUUUUGGGUGAUUAAUCGCUUGAAAUAAAGCGUAAAGUUUGACAGCCAUAGUUUAUACUUAAUUAAUGCGAGAAUUUUUGAUGAUUAAUCGCAUGAGUUGAAACAUAAACUUUGACAGCCCUAGUUUAUACUUGAUUAAUGUGAACAUUUGGGGGUGAUUAAUCACUUGUGUUAAUACUCUACGUUUGACAGCCUUAGUUUCUACAUGAUUAAUGCGAUCAUUUGGCUGAUUAAUCGCUUGAAUUAAAGCAUACAUUUUGACAGCUCUAGUUUAUACUUGAUUAAUGUGAUCAUUUGGGGUGAUUAAUCACUUGUGGUAAUACUUUAAAUUUGACAGCUUUAUUAUAUGAUUGAUUAAUGCCAUCAUUUUGGGUGAUUCAUUGCUUGAGUUAAUACAUUAAAUAUGACAGCCCUAGUUUAUACUAGAUUAAUGCAAUAUUUUCAGUGUGAUUAAUCACCUGUGUUAAUACAUUAAAUAUGACAGCCUUAGUGUAUAUACUUGAUUAAUGCGAUCAUUUUGGGUGAUUAAUCGCUUGAGUUAAAGCAUAAAUGUGACAGCCCUAGUUUAUACUUGAUUAAUGCAAUAAAUUUGGGUGAUUAAUCACUUGCGAUAAUACUUUAAAUUUGACAUCUUUAUUAGAUGCUUGACUAAUACCAUCAUUUUGGCCGAUUAAUCGCUUGAGUUAAUGCAUAAAAUCUGACAGGCUUGGUUUAUACAUGAUUAAUGUGAUCUUUUUGGUGAUUAAUCGCUUGAGUUAAAGCAUACAAUUUGACAGCACUAGUUUAUAUGUGAUAAUGCGAUACAUUUUGGUGAUUAAUCACUUGCGAUAAUACUUUUAAUAUGACAGUCCUAGUUUAUACUUGAUUAAUGCGAUCAUUUUGGGUGAUUAAUCGCUUGAGUUAAAGCAUAUAUUUUGACAGCCUUAGUUUAUACAAUUAAUGCGACACAUUUUGGUGAUUAAUCGCUUGGGUUAAUACAUUAAAUUUGACAGCCUUAGUAUAAACUUGAUUGAUGCCAUCAUUUGGGUGAUUAAUCGCUUGAAUUAAAGCAUACAUUUUGACAGCUCUAGUUUAUACUUGAUUAAUGUGAUCAUUUGGGGUGAUUAAUCACUUGUGGUAAUACUUUAAAUUUGACAGCUUUAUUAUAUGAUUGAUUAAUGCCAUCAUUUUGGGUGAUUCAUUGCUUGAGUUAAUACAUUAAAUAUGACAGCCCUAGUUUAUACUAGAUUAAUGCAAUAUUUUCAGGGUGAUUAAUCACCUGUGUUAAUACAUUAAAUAUGACAGCCUUAGUGUAUAUACUUGAUUAAUGCGAUCAUUUUGGGUGAUUAAUCGCUUGAGUUAAAGCAUAAAUGUGACAGCCCUAGUUUAUACUUGAUUAAUGCAAUAAAUUUGGGUGAUUAAUCACUUGCGAUAAUACUUUAAAUUUGACAUCUUUAUUAGAUGCUUGACUAAUACCAUCAUUUUGGCCGAUUAAUCGCUUGAGUUAAUGCAUAAAAUCUGACAGGCUUGGUUUAUACAUGAUUAAUGUGAUCUUUUUGGUGAUUAAUCGCUUGAGUUAAAGCAUACAAUUUGACAGCACUAGUUUAUAUGUGAUAAUGCGAUACAUUUUGGUGAUUAAUCACUUGCGAUAAUACUUUUAAUAUGACAGUCCUAGUUUAUACUUGAUUAAUGCGAUCAUUUUGGGUGAUUAAUCGCUUGAGUUAAAGCAUAUAUUUUGACAGCCUUAGUUUAUACAAUUAAUGCGACACAUUUUGGUGAUUAAUCGCUUGGGUUAAUACAUUAAAUUUGACAGCCUUAGUAUAAACUUGAUUGAUGCCAUCAUUUGGGUGAUUAAUCGCUUGAAUUAAAGCAUACAUUUCGACAGCUCUAGUUUAUACUUGAUUAAUGUGAUCAUUUGGGGUGAUUAAUCACUUGUGGUAAUACUUUAAAUUUGACAGCUUUAUUAGAUGCUUGAUUAAUACCAUCAUUUUGGGCGAUUAAUCGCUUGAGUUAAUGCAUAAAAUUUGACAGCCUUGGUUUAAACUUGAUAAAUGCAAUCUUUUCGGGGUGAUUAAUCACUUUAGUUAAUACUUAAAAUAUGACAGCCUUAGUAUAUACUUGAUUAAUGCGAUCAUUUUGGGUGAUUAAUCGCUUGAAUUAAAGCAUACAUUUUGACAGCCUUAGUUUAUACAAUUAAUGCGACACAUUUUGAUGAUUAAUCGCUUGAGGUUAUACAUUAAAUUUGAAAGCUUUAUUAGAUGCUUGAUUAAUACCAUGGUUUUGGGCGAUUAAUCGCUUGAGUUAAUGCUUAAAAUCUGACAGCCUUGGUUUAUACUUGAUUAAUGUGAUCUGUUUGGUGAUUAAUCGCUUGAGUUAAAGCAUACAAUUUGACAGCCCUAGUUUAUAUGUGAUAAUGCGAUACAUUUUGGUGAUUAAUCACUUGCGAUAAUACUUUGAAUAUGACAGUCCUAGUUUAUACUUGAUUAAUGCGAUCAUUUUGGGUGAUUAAUCGCUUGAGUUAAAGCAUAAAUUUUGACAGCCUUAGUUUAUACAAUUAAUGCGACACAUUUUGGUGAUUAAUCGCUUGGGUUAAUACAUUAAAUUUGACAGCCUUAGUAUAAACUUGUUUAAUGCCAUCAUUUGGGUGAUUAAUCGCUUGAAUUAAAGCAUAAAUUUUGAUAGCUCUAGUUUAUACUUGAUUAAUGUGAUCAUUUGGGGUGAUUAAUCACUUGUGUUAAUACUUUAAAUUUGACAGCUUUAUUAGAUGCUUGAUUAAUACCAUUGUUUUGGGUGAUUAAUCGCUUGAGUUAAAGCUUAAAUGUGACAGCCUUAGUUUAUACUUGAUUAAUGCAAUAAAUUUGGGUGAUUAAUCACUUGAGUUAAUACUUAAAAUAUGACAGCCUUAGUAUAUACUUGAUUAAUGCGAUCAUUUUGGGUGAUUAAUCGCUUGAGUUAAAGCAUACAUUUUGACAGCCUUCGUUUAUACAAUUAAUGCGACACAUUUUGGUGAUUAAUCGCUUGAGUUAAUACAUUAAAUUUGACAGCCUUCGUUUAUACAUGAUUAAUGCGAUAUUUUUGGUGAGUAAUCGCUUAAGUGAAUGCAUUACAAAUGUGUACUUACCAGUUUGUACAUAAUUAGUGUGAUUGAUUACAUGAAUGAAGGCAUUAAAUUGGACCCUCUUUAAUGAUUAAUGGCAUGAGAAUUGAAUGCAACUCUGCUUGGGCCCUGCAAGGACUUGUAUUGAUUAUUGCUCAUUGAUCACUAAAAUGAAAAGCAUCAUCAUUUUGGGAAACCCCUGAUUUGUAAAAAGACAAGUUUGCUAUUUGGACGUCAUCAAAACUAGCAACCUCAGACCGAGCUGCAAGGCAGAAGCAAUCCAGAGUUGAGAAGAAAAGCCGAGAUUUCAUUUGUCGUUUUGGUGAACAAAAGGUGGUCCAAAGGGCUGGUGGAAGUUGCUGACAUCGACAAAACAAAACAAAAAAAAAACUCACGCCCCGUUCUUUCACAAUUCUUUUCUAGAACUUUCUAUGGCGUCGGCGUGAAGACAAAAGUUCACUUUGUGCGUCACUCUUCACCUUCAACGAAGCAAAAUGCAAGCCGAGGGGCAAUAACUCCUUUUGUGUUCACACACACAGACAAGCGCAGUGCAGUAUAUAUAUAGAGAGAAAUAAAUAUAUAUAAAUAUAUAUAUAUAUAGAUAUAUGUCAAAGAUCAUCUAUGUCACACUAAACGCCACAAGAAAGAUACGUCUUGACAGUAUCUGUAACAAUGUUGUGUACAGAUGAACUAUCGCUACGGAGACCUUGUAGAAACUCAAGUGUCACAUGACAUCCCGACUUUUUCAUUUUGCUUUUGGGAGCCACUGGUUGCUACGGAGACAGCCGGGAGGAAAAUCAAACGACGUUUUUUCUUUUUCGUUGUUUGAAUGUUCUGGACCGCCGUUACUUUUCACAUCAUCGUCCAAUAAAGUGAGACUGAAAGUGA
Nerophis ophidion (straightnose pipefish) is the source of this 13871-nucleotide messenger RNA. It is a transcript of the gene gabbr2, whose product is annotated as gamma-aminobutyric acid (GABA) B receptor, 2. NCBI's taxonomy places the organism in Eukaryota, Metazoa, Chordata, Actinopteri, Syngnathiformes, Syngnathidae. Gene Ontology annotation, biological process: gamma-aminobutyric acid signaling pathway; G protein-coupled receptor signaling pathway. Gene Ontology annotation, molecular function: G protein-coupled GABA receptor activity. The record is from RefSeq and is a predicted model, not a curated record. The transcript has 20 exons. The coding region runs from base 603 to 3422 and encodes 939 amino acids. Gene Ontology annotation, cellular component: G protein-coupled receptor heterodimeric complex; membrane.